Messenger RNA from Batrachochytrium dendrobatidis JAM81, 693 nucleotides. RefSeq lists its product as uncharacterized. Gene Ontology annotation, biological process: carbon utilization. NCBI's taxonomy places the organism in Eukaryota, Fungi, Chytridiomycota, Chytridiomycetes, Rhizophydiales. Gene Ontology annotation, molecular function: carbonate dehydratase activity; zinc ion binding. Bases 1 to 693 code for a protein of 230 amino acids. The record is from RefSeq and is a predicted model, not a curated record. The transcript has 3 exons.
AUGACAGUAGUUUCCACAAUUAAUGGGCACCCUGAGCCAAUAGCUGUAUCUCAGCUACUUGAAAACAAUCGUUUGUGGGCCAAAGCACAGGUUGAAGCCAAGCCAGAAUUUUUUCAGCUUCUUGCUCAAGGCCAGCAGCCAGACAUUCUUUGGAUUGGAUGCUCAGACAGUCGAGUUCCUCCUACAGAGAUUUUGCAACUUGGACCAGGAGAUGCUUUUGUUCACCGUAAUAUUGCCAACGUCGUCGUGCCUUCUGAUCUGAGUUUUCUAUCUGUUUUGCAAUACGCUGUUGAAGUGCUGAUGGUGCGUCAUAUUGUUGUUUGUGGACACUAUUCGUGUGGAGGUGUACUUGCGGCAAUGAGUAGUAAACGAUUUGGUCUAAUUGACAAUUGGCUACAACAGGUUAAAGAUGUUUACCAACAGCACAUUGAUGUUAUUUCUGCGUUGCCUACCGAGAGCGAGCGUUCGGAUAUAAUGUGUGAGCUCAAUACUCUUAAUAGUUUGGCCAAAGUCACUAGUACUAGUAUUGUUCGUACUGCCUGGGAGCGAGGACAACCCUUGACUGUUCACGGUUGGUGCUAUAGAUUAUCAGAUGGAUGCAUUCGUGAUCUUGGUCUGAUUGUUGACUCGCAGGAAGGUUUAGACAUCAAACUUGCCAAGACGUUUGCCAACAAAAAACACCCUGUUCCGUGA